Messenger RNA from Prunus armeniaca (apricot), 339 nucleotides. Lineage: Eukaryota; Viridiplantae; Streptophyta; Magnoliopsida; Rosales; Rosaceae. The record is from the annotation of a GenBank genome assembly.
AUGUCGGCCGAGGUGUCGGCCGCCCUUAUUGUUGCUCUUCUUUUAGAAGAGCUUCGUAUCGGUCCACCCGAAGUAAGAGAUCAUAAAUUCUCGGAACUCAAUUCCUUCGAAUUUCUUUCGGAGGUCAAGCAACAAUCCUCCUUGGGCCAAUUUUGCAAACUCGUGCUCUGGCAUAUUGACCGUACACCUAGCCCUUGCCUCUCUAAAUUUCCCCAAGAAUUCUUGGACCGACUCACUUGGCUUAUGGCUUAUCUUUGCCAAAUCGGUCUGUUUGUGCCUAAUAAAUCACGGUCGUCAGAAGGAACCUCUUCUCGGCCGUGGCACCUAUUCAUGGACUGA